Messenger RNA from Trypanosoma grayi, 423 nucleotides. RefSeq lists its product as hypothetical. The record is from RefSeq and is a predicted model, not a curated record. NCBI's taxonomy places the organism in Eukaryota, Euglenozoa, Kinetoplastea, Trypanosomatida, Trypanosomatidae. Bases 1 to 423 code for a protein of 140 amino acids. The transcript has a single exon.
AUGCCCCCAUGGGCCUAUCCAGCGAGAGGUCAGGAUAAGGGACAGCUUUUUGAGGGGCAUAGCAUUUUGCGACGUACCCAUCACAAGCGGGUGGCCGAUCAGAACGAUGAACGCAGGUUACCGUUACAACAGGUAGACGUGGAUACUCUUUCAUUGCACUGGAUCCGGAGCCGGCUCAAUUCCAGGGCCGUGGAGCGGUUUCAUACAGUGCGGGGCUUGGAGCAACAGCCAGCUAAUUUCCGGACAGGAGGAACGAGAGCCCCUCUUGAGAAUGAGAGAAGGGGAUGCCCGGGCGAUGAAGAGGGCGGGCAUUAUUCAAACCGCAUCAAAGCUACCCACUACCGGGUGGGUGGUGCCUUUUACGGUAGUGGAGGAAAAACAGUCGGGGCCACGGCGACGUUUUAUCGCCUGGCCGCAGACUAA